Molecule: messenger RNA, 2906 nt
Organism: Ostrea edulis (European flat oyster)
Lineage: Eukaryota; Metazoa; Mollusca; Bivalvia; Ostreida; Ostreidae
Product: neuropeptide receptor npr-1-like
Exons: 1
Coding region: 137-1216 (359 amino acids)
Biological process (GO): neuropeptide signaling pathway
Cellular component (GO): membrane
Molecular function (GO): neuropeptide receptor activity
Source: RefSeq, a predicted model, not a curated record
UUAACAGAAUACAUAUAUACUACAACAGAUACUUCCGCCACUGAAUUUCCUUUCACUUCCGCUUGAUGCAUCUAGGUUGUUCAUCGGAAAAAAACAUCCGUGAUUGUGGGACACUGAUAAUUUGAAAGUGGAAAAAAUGCUAAAUUUUUCUGUGAAUUUGUUAAACGAAGAAUAUAUAAUCCGUAACAUUCCGAAUGCCGUGGUUCUUGUCCUGUACAUUGUCGUCGGAAUCCUAGGGAAUAUAUCUGUGUUGAUAGUGUACGUGAGAGACAUGAAAAAUGUGUUCGGUUCCGGUCGACUUUUCAUCCCUUUCAUGGCUUUUGCUGAUCUCGUCACUCUUAUUUUUAAUGGAGGGGUUGAAUUUAACACGGAGAUUCAGCCGUUUCAGGAAUCCGCAGACAAUGCCAUUGAAUGCAAAAUGACACGAUUCUUUGGCCUCGUUUUGGUAGUUACUUCCGGUUGUGUUUACUUUGCUAUCGCUGUUCACCGGUACGUUUUGAUUUGCAGACCCCACAGUAAAGAAAUGACACGAAAGUGGAAAUUCAUUAUCAUAAUAAGUACAAGCAUUUUCAUUUUCGGAGUUUCUAUUCCAAAAUAUAUCUUCUAUGGAUCAACAGUCGUUACGAUGGAAUCCGAAAGAAUACCAAAUCAAACAGUCAUGGCCUAUGUUUGCGGUACCGAGGAAGAGUUCGAAAAUAAAUUAAGCUCGAAUAUCUAUUUGUACAUUUUAACCAUCAAUUCGUUCAUCUGGUCGUCAGCAUUAGCUGUGUUGUAUACAUUUGUGGGUAACCGAAUACGACAGCGAAACAAAGAGGCAAUUUCGAAAUCUUAUUCAGCAGAGGAAGUUAGCUGUUCACCGAGUACGGAUUCUUCACGCAGAGACCGAGACCAUGAACCGAAACAGAAACCAAGACUUAUAAAGCAGAUGACGGCGGGAUCUAUCACGACCUUCAUUACCAACAACCGACUCACGUGGAUGUUUAUUUUGAUGACUGUGCUCAAUGUUGUUUCCUACAUACCAAAGUUAGUUUUAGAUAUUUCAUACAAUCAAGACCGUUAUUUCUUUUUUAAGAAAGAAAAAAAUAUGUAUCUGAUGCUCAUGUUUUUGGACAAUUUUUACCUAUUUAACAAUGUAGCCAAUCCGUUCAUUUAUGGGUUUUUUGAUGCAGAAUUUAGAAACAGAUUUAAGAAAAGGUUCUGUUCAUAUUGCCGGUGAAGAAAAAUGGAAGGAAUGGAGAAUAAAGGGUGUCGUUAUUUUACAGAUCAUAAAAUCACAUGUAGUACAUGUAUGUGGCUCUAUCUAUUCAUAUCGGUUGAUUUAAAAGCAAGGUUUCAACGUCAAGUGAAUAAACUUAAAAAAGCAAGUUCUAAAGUAGGUAUCCAUUAAUCUAAGGGAUGUAGCGUUCAUUUAAUGGUACUUCAAUGAUGUAUAUCCGAGUACCUCUCGUAUAUCUCUUCAACAAGCGUCAAGGACCCACAUCACGGUAGGCGUAGGGGAAUUAAGAUCUCUCACUGUUACUUAUGUAUGCGCCAUGGAUACAUAUUAUAUAGAUAAAAAUGUGUGGUACUUCAUCGAAAGCUUUGCGAGGUCCCUACCGAAGUGCAACAAUUUUGAAUAAGACAUAAACUUAAUUAAAAAGAUAAUUGUUUAUCGAAUGCCCUUUGGGAAUCAUGAAAUUUCAUUUAUUGGAUAUUCGAAGAGAGAAACAUAUUAACCUAUCCUUUAUUUAUGAUACUAAUAUAUUUUUAUUCUGCUUGAUUAUUCUAUCUAAGCACUAUUAUGACCUGUAUAUCUUUGUAUUCUACUUGAUUAUUCUAUCUAAUCACUACUAUGGUCUAUAUAUAUUUGUAUUCUACUUGGAUAUUCUAUCUAAUCACUAUUAUGACCUGUAUAUGUUUUUAUUCCACUUGAUUAUUCUAUCUAAUCACGACUGUUAUGUAUAUAUUUGUAAUUUACUUGAUUAUUCUAUCUAAUUACUACUCUGGCCUGUAUAUAUUUAUAGUAUGCUUGAUUAUUCUAUUUAAUCACUACUAUGGUCUAUAUAUAUUUGUAUUCUACUUGGAUUUUCCAUCUAAUCACUAUCAUUGCCUGUAUGCUGGGUAUAUAAUGAGGCGUGGAAGUGAACUACUGGAGAAGAAAAUUAAUUUUGAUAAGAUAUGGAUCAUUGACGAGAAAUUAUUAUUAUUAUAAAGGUUAAAAACAAAUUUAGCCACAACUUGGAAGUAAUAAAGGUGUACUGAUUGAGUUGGUAUGCACACACAGAGCUGGUUAAUUUAGGCUACAUCUGCGCCCGCUAACAUAAGAAGUUGAUAUGAGCGGGCACUUCCUCCAUAUUUUCUAUACCUUAGAGUCUAAUGAAACACACAUUCUUGAAUUCAAUUCAUAAAAAUGAUGGAGCCAAAAUCAACUCAUCGUCGCAAACCACGGGUUAUCAUUUCCAUUCCAUUUCACAAACUCACGGGAGUCCACUAUAAAUUAAGUUUACAAAUAUAAUUUAUAAGAAUAAAGUGGGUUCGUUAAUUUAAGCGACCAGGUCAAGAGGUGAUAUGACCGGUGAAUUUUAGAAUGUUGGAUUAUUUUUAUUGUUGUUUUGAUUAUAAUCAUAUUUUAUUUAUAUCCAUAGAAAUAAUACUGCCUAAGAUUUGUACACACACACAGUUCCGUUUUCUAUUGAUUUUUGGAUUAAACAAUUGUACAACGUAGUCCUCCUUUGUAACUCUGGAAAUUUCGCAGUCAUUAUAUAUUGUGUGGAUUAUAUCGCUACCGUUGGAAUUUAUUAUAACAUUACAAUAGACAAUUACUUACUUUGAGAUAUGUUGAUGUUAGUUAACAAUGUUUGUAAUUCAAUUUAUGACUGUCUGAAGAUUUAUUAAAGCCGAAAACGGUAACAGUGAAUCAAAUGCUA